Molecule: messenger RNA, 1753 nt
Organism: Cherax quadricarinatus
Lineage: Eukaryota; Metazoa; Arthropoda; Malacostraca; Decapoda; Parastacidae
Source: RefSeq, a predicted model, not a curated record
AGGGAUGUGUAGGUAAGAGUGUUUACACUCCUGCUCACCAGUAUGCACAAAGCCACUUAGAAUGGCAAGAUAAGAUAGUUACGAAGGUCAUUGUUGCUCAGAACAUCAGUGACGGUGCUCAGCAAAGGCAGCGGACCCCGGAAUAAGCUUACUACUACAGACCUCACCGAACAUUUAGUCUGCCUCAAAGAGUGUUGUCAGAAGCAUGUUCGUUCUCCAGGAACCUCUGAAGCACCAACCCAAAUGCCGGGUACACCUACAUGUCCAUUUGGAUGGAGCAAUCAGACACGAGACCCUCUGGGAGGUUAUGAGCUAGUGCUUUUGGAGGUUCGCGUCUUCCGCAUAGAUGAUUCGCAACUGUACUGUUGCACCUACUCAAAGAUAUAAGGGAAUGAGGCUUCCUGGCAGUGGCUCUCUUGCAGACUUCAAGGCAGCAGUUCAGGUGCAGGAACCAAAAGAUCUUGUGUGCUUUCUUGGAGGCUUUCAAAUUUUUUUGCCUGCCAUUGUAAGAGACCUUGCCGUCAUAGAAAGAAUAGCUUAUGAAUUUGUAGAAGAUCAAGCCAAAGAUUCUGUUGCCUAUUGUGAAACCAGAUUCAGUCCCCACCUUCUCCUGAAUGAACCAAGUCAACCCAGCUUCUUGUCAAAUGGUACACCAGCACGUCUAAAUGGUACUCUGGAUGGGAAUAAUGGAGAUUCCAUUAAUGAUGAGGUGACUGUGGAUUUGAUCUUAAAUGCUGUCCUGAAGGGUCUGUCACGUGGAGAGAAGGACUUUGGAACAAAAGUCAGAGUUAUCCUUUGCUGCAUACGAGGAACUUCAGAUUGGUCUUGGGAUGUUCUUCGUUUAUGCGAGGAAUAUCGUGACAAAGGAGUUGUUGGUAUUGAUAUUGCUGGUGAUGAGUGCACUUCUCUCAAUGAAGAGUCUUCAAUGAAAAACCCAGUGGAUAUAGCAGUGUUUGAGGCAGCCAAAGAGAAAGGGAUACAUCGCACAGUUCAUGCUGGAGAGGCUGGACCUGCAGCUUGUGUCAAACUGGCUGUUGAAGUCUUCAGUGCAGAGAGAAUAGGUCAUGGUUAUCAUGUAGUAGAAGAUGAAAGUAUAUACCAAAUGUGCUUAAGAGAGAACAUUCACUUUGAGGUGUGUCCUCAUUCAUCUUACUUAACAGGAUCAAUAAAACACUUAGGCACCUCCUCAAAGAGACACCCUGUUCUCAGGUUUGCUGAGGAUGAAGCCAGCUUCAGCAUCAACACCGAUGACCCAACCAUUACCAACACGCAGUUGAGGGAUGAAUACAAGCUCCUCGCUGACUGGGGUUUCACCGAGGCACACUUUACUCGUCUUAAUUUCCAAGCAGCACUCCAUUCCUUCCUGCCACCAGAGGAAAAGAAGGCUCUACUGGAUCAACUUCAUGAGGCUUAUGGUAUUGUAGAUUACACACUACCGGUUUCAGCAUCUGUGUCACCUUCUUCCACUCGCAUGUCUACACCACCUCCGAAACCAAGCGUCACCUUUGGGACCUGGGCAGAACGAUCUUAAAAUGUUGAAAACAAGAGAAAAUUGGGAAAAAUAUUAGGUUAAUAUAAGAACUUAAUUGUAAGGCAAGUUCAUAUUUCCGCUGAUCAGAUUCUUUCUGUGUUUAUUAUUUUAGACAUCUGUGUGCUGAUAAAGCAUUCGUAUUGAUUUUUUUAAGGUCUUCACUUGACAUGUACAUUUGUAUAAAGGCUGGACAUUGUACAAUAUAUUAUUAUAUAUAUAUAU